Protomyces lactucae-debilis is the source of this 2019-nucleotide messenger RNA. RefSeq lists its product as uncharacterized. NCBI's taxonomy places the organism in Eukaryota, Fungi, Ascomycota, Taphrinomycetes, Taphrinales, Protomycetaceae. The record is from RefSeq and is a predicted model, not a curated record. Bases 1 to 2019 code for a protein of 672 amino acids. The transcript has 2 exons.
AUGGAAGGGCCGUCGCUCAACUUCUAUCGCAAUCAAUUGGAAACGGCGCUAGCACAGGUCGACCGAUCCAUUGAACUAUGGGAAGAGCGGAGAGCGACAUUUGUACUCUUGCUUGAGCAGUGGAAGGCUUUCCCUCAAUUAGCGCAGAAUCCCGUCGAUGGUCUACGGCUCGACUUCCUGGACCAAGAACUACAAAAGCAUCAAACGCAGCGUGGUAAAUGUCAAGAAAACAUCAAGAAGUUCGAUGAUUUGGAACGCCAGAUGCGAGCAUUGGCCGUGAACGAUGUUCCAGUGACGGAUGUACAAACCGGAGAAGAGUGUAUCGAUAUUCGGGAGGAGUUGGAUGACGACGACAAUAUCACAUCAGUCAAAUUGACGCCGCAACGGCAUGCUGUGCUGGAUGCUGUUGCCGCUGUUGAGCCAGCGCUCAAGGACUCAUCUAUGACAGAGCCUAAGGUGAACGGUGCGUCGAAGGAGAUCCCACCGCAGCGGGAGAACACGAAAGUAUCUCUAGUCGAGCCAAGCGUUGACGAGGAAGCUGCGAUGACACCACCUGAAGGAAUGCCCACGUUCACACUUGUGGCUGGACCAGAUGGCCAAAUGGAGAUGGUAGCAGACAAUGCAGGCAUGGUGCCACAGGUUGCCAUGUUCGACGACCUGCAAACCAUGAAUGAGAUUUGCGAGAGUAUGGAGGAUGAGGAGGAUUUGGAGGAAGAUGAGUAUGGACGUACUCGGGUGGAGAUCCCAAUACCAACGUCGCUUGAACGGAAAAAGAAGAUUGUCUUUGCAGAAGAACUGCAUCAAGGUCCAUCUGCCGGCAAGCUCAGGCCUACGACGCCAAUCCUUAAAAGACAGACGAAGUAUCCCUUGCCUGACGAGGUACCGAGAGAAGCGAUUGGCAAAGGCAAAGGAAACCUCGCUAACCUCGAUCUGGAUCCCGAAGAUGGCGCCGAAAAGAAACCCAUGAUCAUCAGACGGCUGACGGACGAUGAGCUACAGGUGAUUCGACAGAAACGUCAAGCAUUAGGCAAAAAGCAUAAACGUCGCAAAUCUGCAGAUCCUCAGCAUCCCGUUCGUUCCGAUUCAUGGGAUGAACAUCAGCAAGACUUGCCAGAUCGACCACAGACUGCCAUUGGAGAUGCGGAUACCAAGGAAUCAAAAGUGGCGAGAGCAAAAGAGUUGCUGGCUGCUCAGAAUGAUAUCGCUUGGGCCAAUGCGCCCAUUUCACCAGAUGAUUCGCCUCAAAUCAGGCCGACUGUGGUUGCGCCCAAACCACGCAAGCCGCCGACACCAGAACGUCAAGGCUCGUGGAAUGUUAAUAUCCCAUCGCCACUUUCACAGUCUACGGUUCCAUCGCCUGCCAAAGAAGUGGCAUUUUCUGAGACUGUCACUGCCAAGCUUGCUCCGUUGGCGGAUGAGGUGGUUGUACCGACUGUUGUUGAGCGACGAGAGCGGAAGAGACCGCCUGCAGAUAAGCAGCCAUCGCGACAGUCUUCUAUUGAUCCUAUGGUCUUAUCACCGACUCCACGCUCUCCGCCACCACAAGAUCGCGAGCGUGGUCCAGUGACAACUGAGGGACAAGGCAGUGUCUCUCACUAUAUGGUACGCAGUACGGCCAAAUCACCACCGCCACAUAUUGCAAUUCAUGAUCUUCUCGGUGAUCAGCCUGCGGAAGUCAAUGAUGCUGUUCGAGGAGAAGCCUUGGGUUUUGUUGAACCACAAAAACCAGCGCAUCCAGAUGAGAUUCUGCCUACAUCAGUCAAAGACCAUCAAGUCAUGACGGACGGCGUUGUUGAACGGAACGCGAUGCCAAUACUCUUGUCAGAGUCGCAGCAAGAUGAGGCUGACUUGGCGAUGCACAAGAAGGAAGCAGCACAAGCCUAUCACAAGCUUAGGUCACGCAUGAUUCAAGCGCAGGGCGGCUAUAUUGAACAGGAGGAGGAGGUGGAGGAUGUUCCGCUGGAGGAGAAGCCAAAAAUGAGCCGGUUCAAAGCCGCACGCUUAGCAAGAACGCAGUGA